AGAAGAAGAAGAAGAGCAGAAUUCGAACCCCACGUGUUUUAUCACAUAGCCAAUCAUAGUGCAGAAACCCCGAGUACACUGACUGCAAACACGGAAAUGCAAUGAGAGAAGGAGGGCGUCAGCAUCGUUCUAGUCCAUCUGUAAUUUCAUGCAAUCUAAGCGUUCGUGAUUAAAAGCAGACAUUGCACGUAAAACCGAGUGGUGUAUCAGUUUUCCUCCCGCUCUAUGGAUUUGUUGCCGCUUCUGUCAUGGGCCUGCAUCGUGUUCACAGUCGGGAUGUUCUCGACUGGACUGACCGACCUGAAGAAGAUGCGAGAAUCCAAAAGUGCUGACAAUAUCCAGUUUCUCCCUUUCCUCACCACAUGUCUUAAUAACCUGGGUUGGUUGUAUUAUGGCAUUCUGAAGAGGGAACAGACGAUUGUCGUGGUCAACAUUAUUGGUGCUCUCCUCCAGUUCCUUUACAUCAUCAUGUACUUCAACUACACAAAACAAAAGAGGCUGGUGAUGUCAGAGACUCUUGCAGCAGGGACGGUGCUGACCUGUGGUUGGUUCUACUUCACCACGUUUCUCCCUGAGGGAGACAGUCGGCUCAACCAGCUCGGCUUCACCUGCAGCGUGGUCACCGUCAGCAUGUACCUGUCCCCACUCACCGACCUGGUAGAAAUAGUGCGUAGUGGUAAUGUGCAGUGCUUGUCCUUCCCUCUGAGUGUAGCCACCUUCUUCACUUCAACCUCCUGGGUCCUCUAUGGCCUACAGCUAAAUGAUUACUAUAUUGUGGUUCCAAACACGCCUGGAAUCUUCACCAGCCUCAUCAGGUUUUAUCUGUUUUGGAGAUUUGCGUCUGUCAAUCAAAGCUCGCCUACCUAUAAGUCUAUGCAGAUAAUAUGAGGGCGAUGGUUAAGAAAAUAGAAAGAGAUGACAGACUUGUUGGCUGCAGCAAAGCUCUCCCAUCACUCGUCUUGUCCUUUUAAUCAAGUGAGAUAGUCACAUGACGAGAAACUGUCAUUGGCUGACACCACUUAUAAAAUGGAGAUAAUGUCUUGUGUUUGAUGACUUGUUCUUUUCAGGGAGGUAUACAGAAUUAGGCAGUUCGGUGGAAAAAUUAUGAUGUUCUCAAUUCCGCUGUUGUUCCUUUUUCUGCAGCUAUUUGUUAAACCUGUGACCUGUGUCUCCUCAUCUUUCAAGUGCCUUCUUUUAGGUCAUGUUUGCCAUUAAAGAUCAAUGGCAUUUACUGAUCUACCAACAAACUUGCUGUCUGUUCACAGUGAAUUGGACGGAAUCCUCCUCACUUCAUACGAGCCAAAGAUUUUGUGGAAUUGUAACUUGUUGGCUGCUAUUUUAAUAUUACAUACAGUUUCUCUGGUCCCUGGUACAUGUGUAGUAUGGAACGCUGUACUAUAUCACCCCCCCCCCCUCCAGCCUGGUGAGGUGAUGAUGAUUUCAUGCUGUAUCUCUUCAGAGUUGGUACUUAUGCUUCUGUAUCACCACGUAGACAAAAUAUUGAGUCUAAUAAGUGGCAGUAAGUUAUAUAUGUUCAGAAAUGUUUUCUAUAUAUUUUGUGUCUGAAUCUUUUUGAUACAGGAUGUGUAUGUUGGGCUUAUAUCCAAGAUCAAAUUUGUUUAUGAAAAUCAAUGAUACUUAUUUUUCUGGUGGCUGGUUGUCAUGGGUAAUAAAAUUGUGCUUGUGUUCUCAUUAUUAAGGACAUAUGUUAUGCAAAUGAAACAGCUGAGUGGCAUUGUUAAUUCACUCACUUCUGAAGGCUGUAAGAUCUUUAAA
Messenger RNA from Xiphias gladius (swordfish), 1776 nucleotides. RefSeq names its product solute carrier family 50 member 1 (gene slc50a1). Lineage: Eukaryota; Metazoa; Chordata; Actinopteri; Istiophoriformes; Xiphiidae. The transcript is spliced from 6 exons. The record is from RefSeq and is a predicted model, not a curated record. Gene Ontology annotation, cellular component: membrane. Gene Ontology annotation, biological process: carbohydrate transport. Bases 226 to 888 code for a protein of 220 amino acids. Gene Ontology annotation, molecular function: sugar transmembrane transporter activity.